AUGGCAUUAUUGAAACAUGCAAUGGUUUUUAUAGUGUAUUUGUUGGUUGUUGUAGUUGAAUUUUCUGAUUGUUUUAGUUUCAAUUGCACAGUGUCAUUAGAUGGUACUGGGAAUUUUGUUAAAGUUAAUGAUGCUAUAGCAGCAGCACCAAAUUUUAGCACGACGAGAUUUUACAUUCACGUGAAACGGGGAAUUUAUAAAGAAAUUGUUGAAGUUCCAUCUCAAAAGACUUUCAUUGCUUUAAUUGGGGAUGAUGCUUCUACCACCAUCAUUGUUAACAAUCGAAGUAACGCAACUGGUUUCACCACAGCAACUACUGCAACUCUCAGUAAGCUUCAAUUCUUCUCCAUCAUAACCCUAGCUUGUUUGCUUGCUGUAAAUGGAGAAAACUUCAUGGCUCAGUUCUUGACUUUUGAAAACUCUGCUGGACCAAAGGGGGGCCAAGCAAUUGCUGUUGUUGACCAAGCCAAGCACACAGCAUAUUAUAAGUGUGUGUUUUUGGGUUAUCAAGACACUCUCUUUGCUGCAUCAGAUCUCCAAUUUUUCAAAGAAUGCGAUAUAUAUGGAAGUAUUGACUUCAUUUUCGGAAACGGGCUUACAAUAUUUCAAGAUUGUAAUAUAUUUGCUCGAUUACCUAGCAUUGAGAGUACCGUAACUGCACAAUCCAAAAAUCGUAAAGAUGAUCCGAGUGGCUUUGUCUUCCAAAACUGUAAUGUGACCGUGUCGUCGGAGAUAGCAUCAAGUAAGGACAAGGUAAUGGUGUUCCUUGGACGACCAUGGAGAAAAUAUUCAAUGGUUAUAUUCAUAGAGUCAUUUCUUGAUGACGUGGUUCAGCCUAAAGGAUGGUUGGAGUGGCCAGGAGUACCGACGAAUCUACUGUUUUAUGCAGAAUACAACAACAGAGGUGCAGGGGCUAAUACUUCCCAAAGAGUGAACUGGCCUGGUUUCCAUGUAUUACAUAAUGCAAAGGAUGUUGCAAGUUUUACUGUUGAAACCUUUAUUAAUGGGACUCAAUGGUUGCCUGAAACCAGCAUACCAUUUAGGGCUGGCGUUUAG
This is a messenger RNA of Benincasa hispida (wax gourd), 1056 nucleotides long. Lineage: Eukaryota; Viridiplantae; Streptophyta; Magnoliopsida; Cucurbitales; Cucurbitaceae. The record is from RefSeq and is a predicted model, not a curated record.